GUGCCGCCUUCUCGUGUGACGCAAGGCUUACGCUACGGUACGCCAUUUGUGUCUAGCAGCAAAAAGCGCGCACAGUGGAAAUAGUCGUAUAACAAGAGUUUUUUAUCCAGCUCUGAUGAUCGUGUUCAACUUCACCUUCAUAUGAUCAUAGCAGACUAUGAAAUGGAUAAAGAAUUGACAUCAGGAACGGAAGCUGUGGAGGACAAAGGUGCUGAUGAUGACACCAGUGGAAAUGUGCAGCCAGGUGAUGUGGAAAUGGAGGAAACCCAAAGAGACUCACCUGGUGAGACCACUAAGUCCAAUGAAGCAGAGGAGGAAGUCCCUGCGACGAUACAGCGGCCUGACUCCGUACCAGAAGAGGGGGAUAACCUCUGCACGGUUUGUGGCUUCUCAGCCAAAUGUCCGAGAUCACUGAAGAUCCACUUUUCAAGAAAGCACGGAAAGAGCUCAAAGAAUACCAAAAGAACUGUAAAGCCAGCUGAAGAACAUGUGUCAGACGGAAGUCCAGCUGAAAUACAGGAGGUAGACAUGGAGACAGAGAGCGCCGCCCAAGUGCAACAAAGCCAGGAGCCCGUUCUCAGCGAGUCGAGAUCGGCAGCCGAUGGCGAUGGCAGCGACGCUAAUAGUCUAACUAAAAAGAAAACCGUAUUGGACAAACAGCAGGCGGAUCAAGUCCCCUCCCAAGAGAGAAGAGUAAGCAAGAGAACCCCGAAACCCAAGAUGAUAUAUUCAUGCAACUUCUGUGGACAAGAGUUUCGCGACCAGUCCCCUCUGGAUGUGCAUAUCCAGAGCUACCACACCAAAGACACCCCGUACACGUUUGAGGCUGGCGAGAACACGGACCAAGAGAAGAAGGCCGAGAAUCCUGUCGGCACCCCGAAGGCCGCUCCGACUAGAGUGGCCCCGAAACGUGCGUUCAGCAGGUCCCAGCUCAAGUGUUCCCACUGCGAAUUCAGGGUCAGCAACCCGGCGCUGCUGGAAAACCACACAAGGAUAAAACACCUGAACCAGGAGUGGUACCGCUGCAAACUGUGCAACUUCCUCUCGGCCACGUCCGAGUGGAUGGACGCUCACCUGUGCUCGGAUGCUCAUGUGCAGCAGCAGAAAGGAGAGAAAAGCAGCGACGCCGCCUCGUUUGACAUCUACGUCGAGAGCGUGAGCGGCGGCGGCGGGGAGCUCGCCGCUGUAGAGAACACGGCUGAAGUGGCCUGUGGAGAGGAGGCGGCCGCUCCGACGCAGUGUCCCCAGGCCAAAUCUUCUCCAGCAAACGACGCGGCUGCGGAGGCCGCCUCGGUUGAGGAGGCCGCCUCGGUUGAGGAAGAAGAUUUGGAGCUCGAAGCCCCCAGAAAGAAGCGAGGCCGACCGAAGCAAGGGUCCUCCACCACUUGUGGGUACUGUGGCCUGGUCGUGUCCAACGCCACCAACCUCACCGUCCACGUCCGCCGCAAGCACAGCAAGGAGUACGGCUACAGCUGCACUCUGUGCAACUACAGCUGCGUGACCAAGGGAGACAUGGAUCGCCACUGCAUCACCAAGAAGCACGUGCGGCGUGCGCAAGAGUGCGCCAACAACAGCAGCAGCAGCAGCAGCAGCAGCAGUAACCAAGCCAACAAUUGCACGAGUGCGUCACCGCAGGAACCCACAGAAGAACCAAAGGCCGAUCCGCAGAGCGCCGACAAGGAGACGGAGUCUGACGACUCGGCCACAAAGGAAUGCAGCGGGGAGGACCAACCGCCGUCGGACUCGAGCCCGAAAAAAAGUCAACACGACUCGGUCGGCGCCUGCAGCUUUUGCGAUUUUGUCGCCCAGUCGAUCCCCUCGCUCCAUCUCCACGUCAAGAGAAAGCACACCAAAGAUUUUGAGUACGUGUGCCUGGCGUGUUGCUACUACGCCGUAACGAGCAGGGAAAUGUCUCGCCACGCCUUCACAGAAAAGCACAAGCAGAAGAGCCAGAGGUACCUGGAGCCGCUCGGCAGCGAGGAGCAAAGGGCGGCCGCGCUCCCUCCUGAAGAGGCCGCCGAGCCAGCAGAGGCAGGCCCCGAUCCUGAAAGCGAGGGCCUCAGCCCAACAGAGGUGUCCGAGUCUUGCUCCACGGGCGGCCCAAACGGGACUGCGCCUGCGGAGCCCGACGCCGCGGACGACAAGCGGGAAGAGAGCGCCUCGCCCUCCGGUGGCGGUGAAGCCGAUCCAAACAACGAGGCCGCAGGAGCCGCGGAGGCGUGUGAGCCCCAGCAGGCUCCGGAGGGGGCGGCCCCAAACGCCAGCGAGGGGCUUUCAGACACGGAACUUGAAACCUCACGCUCCGACACGCUAAUAUCCAGCGCUCCUCCCUACGACGCCUGCAUUGUGUCCAUGAAGGCCCUCGCCGAGCAGGAGCAGCAGAUGCAGGAAGACCUGGCCCAGGAGGGCGAGGUGGCCGCCGUGUGCCUGACCGGAGGCGGGGCGGCGACGACGACGACGACGCCCUCCGGCUUCCUGUCCCCCGACUCGGCGUACGUCACGAAGCUCCGGCGCAAGAUAAUGAAGGUGAGCGAGGAGGACAAGCGAAGCAGCACGCGCAUCCGCUGCGAGGACUGCGGCUUCAUGGCCGACGGCAUCAGCGGCCUCAACGUCCACAUCUCCAUGAAGCACCCGUCCAAGGAGAAGCACUUCCACUGCCUGGUGUGCGGCAAGUCGUUCUACACCGAGAGCAACCUGCAUCAGCACCUGACCAGCGCCGCCCACCUGCGCAACGAGCGCAACAGCGUGGAGGCGCUGCCCGAGGGCGGCGCCAGCUUCAAGUGCGUGAAGUGCACGGACCGUUUCGGGACGGAGCAGGACCUGUUCGUUCACAUCAAGGAGAAGCACGAGGAGCUCCUGAGGGAGGUCAACAAGUACGUGCUGGAGGACACGGAGCAGAUAAACCGCGAGCGCGAGGAGAACCAGGGCAGCGUGUGCAAGUACUGCGGCAAGGUGUGCAAGAGCAGCAACUCCAUGGCCUUCCUGGCGCACAUUCGCACGCACACCGGAUCCAAGCCCUUCAUGUGUAAGAUCUGCAACUUUGCGACCGCUCAGCUGGGCGACGCCAGGAACCACGUGAAGAGACACCUCGGCAUGAGGGAGUACAAGUGCGACAUCUGUGGGUGAGUGACAAGGGGCCACGUGCCACGUGCAUCGGGUGGCGACGCCGAGAGCAAAAAGUCAACUCACAACCAAACAGACUCAUCCACUCGUAAAGAACUAGUGGGAACCAUCAAAUCAUUAUACACAUCUAUAUGUACCGAUAUAGCUUGAUAGAUGUCUUGGUGGUGACGGUUAAACGAAGAAUGGACCCCCAGCAGGUUGUUUUUCUCCCGCCACCUGUUGUAGGGUCAAAUGUUGCUGUCAAAGAAGCAAUCUGAUAAUUAUCUUUUGCAUGGCCCACUUUAAAUUGCAUUAGUCUCGAGCCAAUUCAUAAUUCAAUCCAAUUUAACCCUGAUAAGCCUGACCCCUUCGCCAGAGAAGUGAUUCUGUUGUGAUGGAGAUCUCCUGUCAAAAACGAGAGAUUUCAAUCUGGAAAAAAAAGAA
Messenger RNA from Pungitius pungitius (ninespine stickleback), 3546 nucleotides. RefSeq names its product zinc finger protein 407-like. Gene Ontology annotation, molecular function: zinc ion binding; RNA polymerase II cis-regulatory region sequence-specific DNA binding; DNA-binding transcription factor activity, RNA polymerase II-specific. Bases 142 to 3126 code for a protein of 994 amino acids. Gene Ontology annotation, biological process: regulation of DNA-templated transcription. The transcript is spliced from 4 exons. Lineage: Eukaryota; Metazoa; Chordata; Actinopteri; Perciformes; Gasterosteidae. The record is from RefSeq and is a predicted model, not a curated record.